This is a messenger RNA of Maylandia zebra (zebra mbuna), 5527 nucleotides long. The record is from RefSeq and is a predicted model, not a curated record. Lineage: Eukaryota; Metazoa; Chordata; Actinopteri; Cichliformes; Cichlidae.
GACGCAGGCUGCUGGGGCGCCAGGCAGCAGCAGUAGCUGUCCCGUCAUCAGCUCACACCCAACGGGGCUGCAGCGCACCGCUCCUCCGGCGUGAACAUCAUGACACCCCGAUUCAAAACCGCAAUCUGAGCCGCACUGAGGGAAUCGGCGGAGGACUGUUAGCAACGGACGUGGAUACACACACACUCAUGCACAUAUACAUACACAUUAACAGGCGCACACACAGGAUCGCUAAUAUUGCAGCGGCCACCAGCAGCACAGCACAGACUGGAGCUGUGACCGAGGCGAACUCCACUGCUCCGUGGAAUUGCUCUCUUCGCCCCAGAGACGCGUCCCGCUCGGACCCCUGCUAAAGAAAUCCCUCCCCGCGAGUCGUUUCACGCCAAAAAUGUCUUCUUCGGGCAAGGACGCCAACAGCGGGCAUUACGCCAACUAUGUGGGACCGUACCGCCUGGAGAAGACGCUGGGCAAAGGACAGACAGGUCUGGUGAAGCUGGGUGUCCACUGUGUCACAAACCAGAAAGUUGCCAUAAAGAUUGUCAACAGAGAAAAGCUCAGUGAGUCAGUUCUUAUGAAGGUGGAGCGGGAGAUAGCUAUUCUCAAACUCAUAGAGCAUCCUCACGUUUUAAAGCUGCACGACGUCUACGAAAACAAGAAAUACCUAUACCUGGUGCUAGAGCAUGUGUCUGGUGGGGAGCUUUUUGAUUACCUGGUGAAGAAAGGCCGGUUAACACCGAAAGAGGCUCGAAAGUUCUUCAGACAAAUCAUCUCCGCUUUGGACUUCUGCCACAGCCACUCCAUAUGCCACAGAGAUUUGAAGCCCGAGAACUUGUUGUUAGAUGAGAAGAACAACAUCAGGAUAGCAGACUUUGGCAUGGCGUCUCUGCAGGUCGGGGACAGUCUGCUGGAGACCAGCUGCGGAUCUCCACACUACGCCUGCCCAGAGGUUAUCAGGGGGGAGAAGUAUGAUGGGAGGAAAGCCGAUGCGUGGAGCUGUGGAGUCAUCCUGUUUGCACUUUUAGUGGGUGCUCUUCCUUUUGAUGACGACAACCUGAGAAACCUGCUGGAGAAGGUGAAGCUGGGAGUUUUCCACAUGCCUCACUUUAUCCCUCCAGACUGUCAGAACCUUCUGCGUGGCAUGAUUGAAGUAGACCCCAUCAAGAGGCUGACGUUGGAGCAGAUCCAGAAGCAUACGUGGUAUCUAGCUGGAAAGAACGAGCCAGAACCCGAGCAGCCCAUCCCCAGGAAGGUGGCCAUCAGAACACUCGCUUCGGUCGAAGAGAUCGACCCCGACGUCCUGGAGAGCAUGCACUCCCUGGGCUGCUUCAGAGACAAGGACAAACUGACCAAAGAUCUGCUGUCUGAGGAGGACAACCAGGAAAAGAUGAUCUACUUCUUGCUACUGGACCGGAAGGAGAGGUAUCCCAGCCACGAGGACCAGAACCUGCCACCACGCAACGAGAUCGCAGACCCUCCCAGGAAGCGUGUAGACUCCCCCAUGCUGAGCCGUCACGGCAAGCGGAGGCCGGAGAGAAAGUCCAUGGAGGUGCUGAGCGUCACAGAGGGAGGGUCUCCUGUACCGGUGCGGCGAGCCAUCGACAUGGCCACACACGGACAGAGCAAAUCUGUUUUCAGUAAGAGCUUGGAUAUCACAAACGCUAACUGCAGCAAGGAGGAAAGGUCACGGUCAAUCAGUGGAGCGUCCUCUGGUCUGUCCACCAGUCCUCUCAGCAGUCCCAGGCCCAUCCGGCGGUUUUUUAUCCCACCCCAAUCUCCAGACCUAUGCCAGUCCCCCAACUGCAGCCCCACCCACUCCCCCGAGGUCCGCCUUAAUGGGGUGGGGCCCCGUACACAUAACUCCUACCAGCCAAAGAUGGGCUCGCCCAUCAUGCACCCCCGCACACAGACCCUCCCUGCUAAGCCCAAAGUAUCUGAGAAGCCCCUGCAAACCACCAGGUCCAACCCACUCCCUAACACGGACCAGACUGCCACCACCCCUAAAUCUGAGCCCUCCACCCCGAGCCAGCCUCUGGCCCCUUGCAUCCCCAACAGCCCCCGGGUGAGGCGCCACCCUCCCCUUACCGUUCCCCCCAAGCUUUCUAUCCCUCUCUCCCCGGUGCCUCCGAUGUCCCCACUCCGCCGCCACCACCUCCACCCUGACCACAACGCCAAAUCUGUCCCCAUCACGCAGGUGACUCCCCACCCCUCCCCCAGAGGGAGCCCUCUCCCAACCCCCAAAGGCACCCCAGUGCACACGCCCAAGGACAGCCCGGCUGGCACGCCCAGCCCGACACCACCGCCCAGCCCUUCCAUUGGUGGCAUGCCCUGGAGGACGCGCCUCAACUCCAUCAAGAACAGCUUCCUCGGCUCACCACGCUUCCACCGCAGGAAAAUGCAAGUUCCCACCCAGGAGGAUAUGUCCAGUCUCACCCCAGACUCCUCGCCAGAACUGGCUAAGAAGUCAUGGUUUGGAAACUUCAUCAAUCUGGAGAAGGAGGAGCAGAUCUUCAUAGUCAUCAAAGACAAACCUCUUAGCUCCAUAAAGGCCGACAUUGUGCACGCCUUCCUUUCUAUUCCCAGUCUGAGCCACAGCGUCAUCUCUCAGACCAGUUUCCGGGCAGAGUACAAGUCCACAGCUGGUCCGACGGUUUUCCAGAAGCCGGUGAAGUUCCAGGUGGACAUCACCUACACCGAGAGCACCAGCGCCACAAAGGAGAACGGCAUAUAUUCUGUCACCUUCACCUUGCUCUCAGGCCCUAGCCGCCGCUUCAAGCGUGUGGUGGAGACCAUCCAGGCCCAGCUGCUCAGCUCCAACGACCAGCCUGGCAUCCAGCCACAAAUAUCCGAUGGCUCUCAGCGCUCAGCUUCUUUGCCCAGUAAAUCCUCCAAGCGUGGCAGCCCGUUGAGUAACUUCUUUGACGUAAUUAAACAGCUUUUUUCAGACGAGAAGAACAUCCAAGCGUCCCACUCCCCCGGCGCCACGCCUAGCUCCCCCACCAAGCAUACCCCCAGCAGCAAGCCCAACCAGCCCCCACCUAAUGACUCUAAAUGCCCCCCUGGCAAAGACAAAACAAAGAUGGCUGCCAGCAGCAGGACACAGGAACAACCUUAAGGAGCCGUAGCUGUGCAUGACUAGAUGAAAGCAGUAAUCAGGUCAUUAAAUAAGAGAAAUUAGGAGAGCUGCUAACUUUGCCCUUUAGUUAAGAAUAAAACAAGAAGAUCUACUUUUUGCCUAUAAAUUUUGUACUUAAUAAUGGGAAUGGCUAUUUCAGUUUAAAGGUCGAUCAGUAUUUUACAAUAAGUAGCAGAUGUAGCUUCGUCGUCCCUACCUUGUGUCCCUCUCUGUGUCCUCCUCACAUGUGUGAUGGCUUGACUUGUCUCUGCCACCAGGGAUCAUCCAUAAUAACUAUUAACCUUGGCGAGAUGGCUGACAGCGGCCUGCUGGGCCUGCCAGCACCAGGAGAGUUUGAAACUGGAAAAGACUGAGGACCACUUCCCUAGCCCACUUGAAUCCACUCCCCCCGCCCUAUAUCUUUGAGUCUCUUCCUGCUGCCGCAUCAGUAGAGUACACUUCACCCCGCCAGACCAAACACAGACACGUCUUGGAAGACUUGUAAAAAGAAAAAAAGCCUUAAGACAGUGACGUUUGUCAGUCUGCACACAUGUAUACCCUCUCCCUCUUUCUUCCAUUUCUCCUACAUGUACAUAAAAAAAUGCACCCACACAUACACCUCGGCAUAAACAACCUGUUCGCGUGAUGAACUUGAAAUCGAGAUGGGAUGCAGGAGCGAUGGAAGAAAGCAAAGGUGGACGGAUGGAUCAACAAACACUGGCUGGAUUGUAAUUCUUUUUAAAAUCAUAUUUCUUUGUGAGCAGCAGGUUCUUUUAGCUCGCUCUGUGGUGUUUCUGUACAUGGGUUCUUGCAAUUAAAGACUGCCCAUAAAAGUAUGAUAAAGAGGGUUGGCGGUGGUAAUAUUAUAUAAAUGAAUGAUCUAUUCUGUUGUACAGACUAAACUAUGUCCCUGCUUAGUGUCAAAAAGUGUAGUAGUGGCAUUAUGUUUUAGAGUUUUUGCCAUAUUUUCUUUUGUAUUCACGAACAGGCACGGCCACACCAGCAUUUGAAAUGUUUCAUUGUAACAGUAGAUGGUGCUCACAUACAGGAAGAGACCUGCAACAGAGGUCGUGGGGAGUCAAGAAAUAAUGCAACUGCUAGCGAUAACGGCAAAACAACCUUUGUUAAUGUGAGGUACACGAAUAGUAAUCUAAAUGAGCUAGUUAGCUAGCUGCAGACUUGCUAGCUAAACUUAGUUUCUCACUUCAGACGGAAGAGCCCAUUACGGUAAAAAAUAGAAAAUGCUCAAAAAGCCAUCUUGGAUUUAGCGCUAGCAAGUUCUUGCUAGCUAGCGCGUUGACCGUUAACAUUGCCCAGGAAAUUUUGCUGGUGUGACCAGGCCUUUUUGCUUAGUCGUCUCCUUUUUAUUUUGCACUUUGAACACUUAUCUUGAGUUACACCAUUUCAGUAUGUUUUAAAUUUUCUCUUUUAUUCCCCAAGUUCUUUUAGAUUAUCUGCAGGUUUCAGACAAUAUUGAACUGCUGUGUAUAUUUUUGUACUUUACUGUAUUUUGUCAUUUUUUUAAUUUAAUUUAUUAUUGUUUAUUUAUAUGAAAGAUGUAGAGAAUGUUUCUUAAUGUCAGAUUAUUUAAGGAUAUUUUUGUCAUGUUUAAUUUAUUUGACCACUGAGAAAUGAAAACAUUUGUGUCUGUUUGUUGCUUUCCCUGGGUUUUGAUGCAAGAAACCUUGUAAUAUAUGUUUGGGAAAAUAAUUUACUGUAAUUUAAGAAUGUAGUUUUAGCCUCUUUGAGAGGAACAAACCCUUUGUUGAUAACUGUCCUUUUCCCCAUGCCCCGUGCGCGUAUGACGGCUCAGAACUCACCAAACACUCAUUCUGUAAAUAAGCCGAGUUUACUGGCAAGCUUAUUUAAAAAAGAAAAGAAAAAAACCACAAAAAAACAAGGGGAUCCCUAUUCUUAGCUUUGACCUUGUAUGGUUGUUUGCAUGUUCAGCAUUUGUCUUUUCUUUGCAUGUUGUCGUUGGAAUUGUUCUCCUCUUCCCCUUUUCUCUACACGUUUCAGUUCUUUAUGUGCAUUCAUUUGAAUUUGCCUUUUUGUUUUUUUACAUUUUCAUUUAAUUUGCUGUCCUUUCUCUUUUUUGAUUACUGUGUGCACACAGUAACCGUGCAAUGCAUUCUCCUUACUCAUUCUCUCAAAGAGGGACCUUGCUGGCAAUUGGGUCACUCACUCAGCCCAUCUGGGUGUGUGUUGAGUUGUCAGAAAGGAAAAUUAAAGCAAUACCUUUCAUCAUUCGCUUUCCUCUUUUUCUACUGUGGGAAUCCAGAGCACACAGAAUGGACUCUUCGGUACUGAGCGCUACUACUGAGCAGGAUAACCAUUUGCAAUGUAUUCCCUUGUGAUGUUACUGUGAACAACUUCAGUGCUAAAGGAAAUAAAUCUGUUGACUUUGGAGUAGUA